AUGAAUCAACCAUUCAACAUCUGGGCUGCCAACAACUACCAAACACCAGCUCGAAAACAGCCUGCAUAUUUGAUCAUGAAUGCAGAUGGAAGGCUAGGCGUAGAUGACUCCUUUAAUAAUUUGCUCUUCGUUGUAAAUGGUGAACAAUCUGCCAUGAUCAACAGCACCACCGCAGCUCUUCUCGACAACGGCAACCUUGUUUUGAGAGCACCGGGGGGGAUUACUGUUUGGCAAAGUUUUGAUUAUCCUUCUAAUACAUGGCUGCAAGGCAUGAGAAUUGGGAUUUUCGACUCGAACAUGAGAAUUCCGAGGCAAAGCAUUCUGACUUCCCUGUCAACAUUUGAUGAACCGAAUUCCACAUUAGCCGUUGAUCACAGUAGCACAAAAGAACUGAUCGUCAUGCAGGAUGGGGUGGUUUAUUGGCGAAGUGGGAUAUGGGAUGGCCUUAAAUUUAGCUUCCUUGACUUCUUUGCUAGAUUUGGUGUUACUUUUAGUUAUUUUUCUGAUGCGAACGAGAGCUUUUUCACAUGGAAUAGUAGUACUGAUCCCUAUGCCUUAUUGUGGUUUAGCACAACCGGGAAUAUAACUGUUAUAUCUGGAGAUUUUGGGGCUAAUCGGUCAAUGGCUGUUUGCGAUGAGAUUGAUGAGAACAAAAGUAAAGAACAAUCCUUGGGCUGCACCAAUCCUUGUGGUGGUGGAGAUGGCUUUAGAGAAAUAUUGGCUGAAUUAGAUGUGUGGGAUGGAUACACAUAUAGUGACCAGACUCUUGCUGGCUGCAAAUUAAAAUGCAGGACAAAUUGUUCGUGCUAUGCUUAUUCUUAUAUUACGUACAACCAAGGAGGUUGGGGCUGUAAAACUACUAGGAGUCGGAAAGGGCAGCUGCUUUAUUCUGGCACACAGAGAAGUUUUGUCCGUGAUAGUUUCGAUUUGGCUGGGAAAGAAUUAAAUUCUACCCCUUCACCUGGGCUUGCUCCUCUGGCAUCUCCUGCUCUUGCUCCUAGUCCUCCAUCUGUAGUUUAUCCUUCACCUGGGCUUGCUCCUCUGGCAUCUCCUGCUCUUGCUCCUAGUCCUCCAUCUGUAGUUUAUCCUAUGCCUUCCGCGAUAAAGAAGUCAAAGAAAUGGAAAGUCAAGUUAUCUAUUGGUGUCCUGGUAACAUUUCUGGGGGCUCUUAUAUUGCUUUACUUAUUUUGCUGCCUGCAAUGCAAAAAUGGUGACAGCAGAGGUUUAAGAGAAUUCAACAGUGCAAAAAGGCUAGCGCUUCGUGAUAAAAGGGUAGAUGAUGAAUUGCCUUUCUUUGGUUUUACGAUCAUAGAAAUCGCAACAAAUCAUUUUGCAGAUGAAAAUUUGCUUGGUCAAGGAGGAUUUGGCCCUGUCUAUAAGGGAAAGCUGCACGAUGGGCAAGAAAUUGCAGUAAAAAGACUGAAACAUAUGUCGGGAUUUGGGAUGGAGCAAUUCAAGAAUGAAGUUACAGUGAUCUCAAAGCUGCAACAUCGAAAUCUUGUACGACUUCUUGGCUAUUGCAUCCACAGAGAGGAGCGCAUACUAAUAUACGAGUACCUGCCCAAUAAAAGUUUGGAUUCAAUUGUUUUUGAUUCUGAAAAAGGAAUAGUAUUAGAUUGGAAAAGGCGUUCACAUAUUAUUGAUGGGAUAGCUCAAGGGCUACUCUAUCUCCACAAGUAUUCCAGGCUAAAAAUUAUCCACAGAGAUCUCAAAACAAGCAAUGUAUUGUUGGACAAUGAUUUAAAUCCCAAGAUUUCUGAUUUUGGAACCGCAAGAAUUUUUGGAGAUAAUGAAUCGCGUGCAAAUACAAAGAAGGUUGUUGGUACAUACGGUUACAUGUCUCCUGAAUAUGCCAUGAAUGGCAUUUUCUCUGUCAAAUCUGACGUUUAUAGUUUUGGGGUGAUGAUGCUGGAGAUCAUAAGUGGAAAGAAGAACACUUCUUUCUAUGACUCUGAUGAUCAUUUGAACUUAAUAGGAUAUGUGUGGGAUUUGUGGGUAGAAGGAAGAGUAACAGAGGCUGCAGAUCGUAGUUUCGGUGAAACAUUCUCCAAACAAGAAAUUACAAGAUAUGUUCAAGUUGGAUUGUUGUGUGUGCAAGAAAAUGCUGUAGACAGACCAACCAUGUCGGAUGUACUUUCCAUGCUUAACAAUGAUUCGGUAACGGGUCUUCCUGUUCCUAAUCGACCAGGUUUUUCCUGCAUUACAAGCCGGUUGAUCAAUGACAACCCAGUCCAAAAUCAAGAACCUUGUUCCAUCAGCAAGGUCACCAUUUCUGACGUAGAAGGUCGAUGA
Coffea eugenioides is the source of this 2292-nucleotide messenger RNA. Its product is annotated as cysteine-rich receptor-like protein kinase 10. Gene Ontology annotation, biological process: protein phosphorylation. Gene Ontology annotation, molecular function: ATP binding; protein serine/threonine kinase activity. The transcript has 7 exons. The coding region runs from base 1 to 2292 and encodes 763 amino acids. The record is from RefSeq and is a predicted model, not a curated record. NCBI's taxonomy places the organism in Eukaryota, Viridiplantae, Streptophyta, Magnoliopsida, Gentianales, Rubiaceae.